Molecule: messenger RNA, 1806 nt
Organism: Grosmannia clavigera kw1407
Lineage: Eukaryota; Fungi; Ascomycota; Sordariomycetes; Ophiostomatales; Ophiostomataceae
Product: retinoblastoma-binding protein
Exons: 4
Coding region: 1-1806 (601 amino acids)
Biological process (GO): ubiquitin-dependent protein catabolic process; protein ubiquitination; mRNA processing
Cellular component (GO): nucleus
Molecular function (GO): ubiquitin protein ligase activity; zinc ion binding; nucleic acid binding
Source: RefSeq, a predicted model, not a curated record
AUGUCGUCCUCGGUAUACUUCAAGUUCAAGUCCCAGAAGGAACCUACCCGGGUCGAAUUCGACGGCACCGGUAUAUCGGUGUUUGAGCUCAAAAGGGAUAUAAUUUUGAAGAGCGGCCUUGGAGACGGCACAGACUUCGACCUUGCCAUUUACACAGAGGACGGGAAAGAAGAAUACGAUGAUGACACUACUAUCAUUCCGCGUUCGACCACGGUAAUUGCCCGUCGGCUGCCGCCGAUGAAGCCUGGCGCCGGCCGUGCUGCAAGAUACGUGUCGGGCAAGAUGCCUGUGAACGCGAAAAAUGCAUCGCGCCGGGAGCAGACUGCCAAGGCCACUGCCAAGGCGACCUCGAACGCCAUUGAGCAGAUGAACAAUGCCAUGACGGAGGAUGAGAAGCUGGCAGCGAUGUUCGCCGCCCAGUCAGAGCAAUGGAACGCGCAGCAGGAAGAGAUGUCGCAUCAAACUCCCAUCUUCAAGCCUGGAACUCGGCGUCCGGCUAACGUUCCAGACCAUGACCCUCCUCAGGGCUACAUUUGUUACCGGUGCGGUGAGAAGGGUCAUUGGAUCCAGCUGUGUCCUACCAACGACAAUCCGGAAUACGAUAACCGGCCACGGGUGAAGCGCACGACUGGCAUACCGAGGUCCUUUUUGAAAACGGUCGACAAGGCGGCCGUGCUGGCACAGGCUGCUGACGAAGACACGAAGGCGCCGUCUGGCAUCAUGGUCAACGCUGACGGCGAUUUUGUGAUCGCCGAACCGGACAAGGCAUCCUGGGAUAAGUUUCAAGCCCAGACGAAGUCUGCUGCCGCCGCUCAGGAAGUGGCGGCACGGGCGGACAAAGCGCUGCAGGAGCUUGGGUUGGAAUGCCCAAUCGACAACAAGCUGUUCCUCGAACCAAUGAAAACUCCGUGCUGUGGCAAGACAUUCUGCAAUGAUUGUAUCACCAAUGCGCUAUUCGAGAGCGAUUUCGUCUGUCCCAGCUGCCAGACGGAGGGUGUACUUAUCGAUGAUUUGAAGCCGGACGACGAGGUCGAGGGAAAGAUCCAGACGUAUCAAAAGGAAAAAGAGGCGAGCCAGAAGAAGACCGAGGAAGAGGGCGAAGAUGGCAUCGAGGAGGCUGCAAGACGAUCCCCUAGCACGGCGGCAGCGUCGCCCGCGGAUGCAAAGCCAGCUGCUGAUGGUGAUGAUCAGGGGAAGAAGUCGCCCCUUGCCGGAGCCACUGUAGCGGUCUCGACCACGAGCGCGACAAGCGCACCAUCGCCGACGGCAUCCCAGCAAUCGGGUUCCGACAGCGGUGCUGCGUCUACAGGCGGGCAGUCAAACCCGAAAAAACGACCGGCAGAAGACGAAGCUGAAAAUCCUGCGAUACCGAAAGCACCUAAAGCGAUGCAGCAGCAACAGCAGGCACAACAACAGGCGCUGCAGCAGCAGAUGGCCGGUAAUGGCAUGGGUGGAUUUAGCAUGAACGGCAUGGGCGGGAUGGGUGGAUUGAACGGCAUGACUGGCAUGAACGGGAUGGGUGGCAUGAACGCAAUGGCGGGUAUGGGAAUGGGCAUGAUGCCGUUUGGCGGUAUGCCGAUGAAUUACGGCAUGGGCAACAUGGCUAAUAUGGCCAAUAUGGGUGGCAUGGGCAUGGGCAUGGGCAACAUGAACAUGAUGAAUCCUAUGAUGAACGGCAUGGGGAUGAACGCCAACGGUGGCGGCUAUGGUGCAGAAGACGACGCCUAUUUCCGCAAGCCGAUAAAUCCCCACCGCCACUUCAACAAGCCGAAGCGGAUACGUCCGAGUGACUAUCGUGAGCUGUGA